CAACCACCGUUCGUUCCACAGUCUUAUUAGCCGACCAAGUUUGGGAUGCUGAUGCUUCAUAACUCCAACAUCCAUCCACCUAACUUACUUUUUACAUAGUACUCCAACUUCAAUAUAAAAGCUUACUACAGACUUCCCCCCUAUCUUCAACAAUAUCGCAAUUACCUAACUCGAUCAACUUCAAACAUUAGUGAAUUGGCAACCCUAAAAACUAAACACGAGUGACUAGUUAUUAUAAUAACUUAUAACAUCACAAGAUGGCUUCUCAACCCUUCACCCUGAAGUGGGGUAUCAUGGCCACUGGUGGCAUUGCUCAAACUUUUACCAAGGACUUGCUUGCCAACCCCGCAAGCCGCGACGUGCACGACGUCGCCCACAAGGUGGUCGCCGUCGCCUCCUCGUCCUCCCAGGAGAGCGCCGCGUCCUUCCUCGAGAAGGUCAAGGCCCCCGAGGGCGCCAGGGCGUACGGCUCCUACGCCGAGCUGGUGAGCGACCCGGACGUCGAGAUCGUCUACGUCGCCACCCCGCACAGCCACCACUUCCAGAACACCAUGCUGGCCCUCGAGGCCGGCAAGCACGUCCUGUGCGAGAAGGCCUUCACCGUCAACGCCUCCCAGGCUAGGAAGCUCGUCGAGACCGCGAGGGCCAAGAACCUCUUCCUCCUCGAAGCCGUCUGGACGCGCUAUUUCCCCCUGAGCAUCAAGAUCCGAGAGCUGGUGCAGUCUGGACUUAUCGGCAAGGUACAUCGAGUAAUCGCCGACAACUCAUUCGACUGCCAAAACCCGGAUGGCUUGUACCAGUUCUCCGACGAGAACCGGAUGGUGAAUGCGGCGCUCGCCGGCGGCGCGCUGCUCGACCUGGGCGUCUACUCGCUGACGUGGCUGUUCCAGAUCCUGUACCACCUGCAGCCGGAGGCGGAGAAGGAGGCGCCGCGGACGCUGGCCGCGGUCAACAAGUACGCGGCGACGGGGGCGGACGAGCUGACGAGCGUGAUCCUGCAGUUCCCGCGGCACAACGCGCAGGGCAUCGCGCUGACGAGCCUGCGGAUCGCGACGAACACGGACGGCCAUAACGGCGGCGGGCCCGCCAUCAAGAUCCAGGGCACCAAGGGCGAGAUCCAGGUGAUGGGCCCGGCGUUCUCCCCGCUGCAGUACCGCGUCGUGCGCAAGGACGGCGGCGGCGAGGUCGAGGUCGUCGAUUGCCCGAUCCCCAAGGACCCGGCGCGGGACGGCUGGGGCCACGGCAUGUUCUGGGAGGCCGACGAGUGCGCGAGGUGCCUGAGAGACGGCAAGAAGGAGAGCGACACCCUCCCCUGGUCCGAGAGUAUCGCUAUCAUGGAGGUCAUGGAGGAGGCGCUCAAGCAGGGCGACGUCAAGUACCCCGACGUGAUUACCACCGACGUGUACGACCCUAAGAGCCCGUUGAACACCGGGGCCAAGUAUUAUUAGUGAUAGCUUCCUCCCCCUUCCCCCUGAACGGGAGUUGUUAAAGAAGACUUGCGUGUUGGACGUUAGUUAGUUAGUACCAAUACCUUAAGUACCUAACCCAGCCUACCUAGAAUCAGUAUGCUUUGCUAGUAAAGUUUUAGCUUCACGCCAUAAUGCUUAUUUACCUACCUUAGGUAGAUAUGACGUACCAAUUUGGGAAAUUGUCAAAUGCAACGGAUAAUGUCCGUGAUAUAUUCGGAAUGUCUACUAACGUUGCGCCGAAUCGUAUCGUGUUGCGGGCGGAGCCCCUAUCCACGGCCCCACCCCCUUUCGAGGGGUAACCCAGCCAUACGGGGAGCUAUGAGAGAAUAGCAAGGCGUGAAGCUUUUAUCUAUAAUAAUCAAUUUGGAAUAAUCAAUAACAAGGACUUACGCAUGAUAAAACUUCCUAGUACUCAAGUUAGAAUGUCCGGGAUAUGUGGAUAUAGCAGGGGUCUAUUUUCUAUAUAAAGG
Daldinia caldariorum is the source of this 1939-nucleotide messenger RNA. Its product is annotated as NAD(P)-binding protein. NCBI's taxonomy places the organism in Eukaryota, Fungi, Ascomycota, Sordariomycetes, Xylariales, Hypoxylaceae. Bases 258 to 1448 code for a protein of 396 amino acids. The transcript is spliced from 3 exons. The record is from RefSeq and is a predicted model, not a curated record. Gene Ontology annotation, molecular function: nucleotide binding.